AUGGCUCCCAGCUUCGAUAAUCUCGACAACGACGAGAACUUCGACGAUGUCGAAAUCGACUACUCCGAUCUGCGCGAGCAGUUCGAUGUGCGCAUGGAGGAGGGUCUCGACUCUUUCGUAGUCGUCGAUGGCCUCCCCAAGGUUCCCGAGGAGAGCAAGGCAAAGCUGAUCAAGUUCAUCCUCCGCAAGCUCACCACUGCUGGCAAGACCAGCGAGGACCUCGUCCUCAUGCCCAUCAGCGACGAGACCAACAUGACCGAGGGCUACGCCUUUGUCGAGUACGAGUCGCCCGCACAGGCCCAGGCCGCCGUCAAGGCCUUGAACGGCACCCCUCUGGACAAGAAGCACACCAUGGCUGUCAACAAGCUGACCGACAUUGAGCGCUUUGGUCGCGAGGGCCGCAUCGACGAGGACUACUCUCCCCCCGAGAUUGAACCUUUCCAGGAGAAGGAGCACUUGCGCUGGUGGUUGGGUGACAACGACGGUCGUGACCAGUUCGUCAUGUACCGUGGUGACAGUGUCGGCGUUUUCUGGAACGAGAGAGACGAGCAGCCCGAAUCCAUUGUUGACCGUGCUCACUGGACCGAAUCCUUCGUGCAGUGGUCGCCCAAGGGAACCUACCUUACCUCGAUGCACGCCCAGGGUGUUCAGCUGUGGGGAGGCAAGUCAUGGAGCAGACAGAAGCGUUUUGCUCACCCCGGUGUCAACCUCGUCGACUUUUCUCCCGACGAGAAAUACCUUACUACCUGGUCUCACCGCCCCAUGCAGGUCGAAGAAGGCCACCCCGUCCUCUCGCUCGACGAGGACGGCAAGAACUACAUCAUCUGGGAUCUCGAGACUGGUCUUCCUCUGCGUUCCUUCGUCACCCUCGACUCGGCCGGCCCUAAUGUCGACGAGGCUGGAAACCCCAUCAAGAAGAAGCUGCAAUGGCCUGCCUUCAAGUGGUCCGCCGACUCCAAGUACGUUGCCCGUAUGAACCCCGAACAAGGCAUCUCCGUCUACGAGCUGCCCCGCAUGAACCUCCUCGACAAGGUCUCAAUCAAGAUCGAGAAGAUUCAGGACUUCGAAUGGUGCCCCGCUACUCCCCAGCGUGAGGGUGUCAAGAACUACGAGCAGCUCUUCUGUUACUGGACCCCCGAGGUGGGUAGCAACCCCGCGAAGGUCGGUCUCAUGAGCGUUCCCUCCAAGGAGGUUGUCCGUACUCGUAACCUGUUCAACGUUUCCGACGCAAAGCUGCACUGGCAAAGCGACGGUUCCUUCUUGUGUGUCAAGGUCGACCGUCACAGCAAGAGCAAGAAGUCAAUGGCCACCAACCUCGAGAUCUUCCGCGUCAAGGAGAAGGGUGUGCCCGUCGAGGUCGUUGACGCCAUCAAGGACACCGUCAUCAACUUUGCUUGGGAGCCCAAGGGUGACCGUUUCGUCCUGAUCACUGCUGGUGAGGUGCCCGUCGGUGCCGCCGUACCCCCCAAGACUUCCGUCUCAUUCUUCUGCCCGGAAAAGGCAAAGGGCAACCAGGUUGGUAACUUCAAGCUGAUCCGCACUGUCGACAAGAAGAACAACAACGCUAUUCACUGGUCUCCCAACGGUCGUUUCGUCGUUAUCGCUACUGUCCUGUCACAACAGAGCUUCGAUCUCGACUUCUACGACUUUGACUACGAGGGCGAGAAGGAUGAGAAGGACAAGGACCUGACCGCCAACCUCGCUUUGAUGAACACGGCUGAGCACUACGGUGUUACUGACAUCGACUGGGACCCCUCAGGCCGCUUCGUCGCCACCAGCGCAAGUGUCUGGAAGCACCGCAUGGAAAACGGUUACCACCUUUACGACUUCCGUGGUCAACUUCUCCGUGAGGACCCCAUCGACCAAUUCAAGCAGUUUGCAUGGCGCCCACGUCCCGAGCGUCUCCUGUCCAAGGAGGAGCAGAAGGGCGUUCGCAAGAACCUCCGCGAAUGGAGCAAGCAGUUCGAGGAGGAGGAUGUUGCCCGCAAGAACACUGCCAACCGUGCUGUUGUCGAGCAACGCCGUCGUCUCCUCGACGAGUGGCUCGCCUGGCGCGAACGCACCACCGCCGAGCUUCGCCAGGAGCGCGAGGAGGAAGGUCUUCCUUCCAUCAGCCCCGAAGAGGCUGUUGCCAAGGACGAACCCUCCGAGGAGGGCGAGGGCAAGUACGUCGAGGAGAUUCUCGAGGAGAUCUUGGAAGAGACCGAGGAGAUCAUCGACUAA
Molecule: messenger RNA, 2223 nt
Organism: Aureobasidium melanogenum CBS 110374
Lineage: Eukaryota; Fungi; Ascomycota; Dothideomycetes; Dothideales; Saccotheciaceae
Product: translation initiation factor eIF-3b
Exons: 3
Coding region: 1-2223 (740 amino acids)
Biological process (GO): translational initiation
Cellular component (GO): eukaryotic translation initiation factor 3 complex
Molecular function (GO): translation initiation factor activity; translation initiation factor binding; RNA binding
Source: RefSeq, a predicted model, not a curated record